AUGGCGCAUUUUGAGAGUAUAUUUAAUUCUAAACAAUAUGUAGGACCUGAAAGUUUAGCUGAAUUAUGUUUUAAAACAAUAUGUAACAAUUUAGAUAUUAUUUCAACUGUUGAUAAACGUGGUUAUCGUACAUUAAUACGUGGACUUGUACUACCAAGUGAAAUUUGUGAUAAAAUCAUUGAAUUUGCUCAAAAGUGUGACAGCACAGCAAGUAUUGAUGAUGGAUUUAUCAAUAUAUUUGCUGAUACUAUUGCAACAAGAUUAAAAAAUGUUAAAAUAAACCACAGCAAUAUCUUGGACACAUCUGUUGCUGUUCUUGCUAAUCAUCAAUUAUUGCACUUGUCAUUCAAUGAUUGUUGUGAUCUUACUAAAUCGUCUAUUGAAUUUAUAAAUAAUAAUUCAAAACAUUUACAGAGUUUAUCAUUUCGUUCUUGUCCACAAAUCUACCCAACUGAUCUUACAGGUGUUAUAGAUCCAUCGCCAAUAAAUUAUUGUAAGCGCGGAUAUCUAUUUAAUGCACCGAAUUUAAAGCAUCUGGCAUUGGAACACGUUCAAAUAGCUCCUGAGCAUUAUGUUAUAUUAUUAUCUGGUUUAUCUAAUUUGACUCAUUUAGAUUUAUCAAAUGCCGUCAAUAUUGGUAACUUUGAAUUUGUAUCAUCAACUCCAAAUUUAGUAUCAUUGUGUCUUUAUAAUGUCAAAGUUAAUGAAAAUCCAAGUGCUUUUGUUGCCAAUGUUAUACAAUUAAAAAAAUUAAGGCAUCUCGAUAUAUCCCACGCUAACCACAAAAAUGCAUUCUUUCACAAACCUAAUCAAGUUUUAUCAGACUUAGUUGAAGGUUUACCUAAUUUAACGUCACUGGAUAUUGGCGGUACAAAUUUAGCUGGACGUGGAGUAGCCGAACGUCCAUUGAUAUCCAACUCUACAAAAGUCUACGCAAUGUGUGAUAUUCAAGGUCUAGCUUGUCGUGUGAACAAUCCAUUACAAUUUUUAGGUCUUUAUGGUACUCACGGGGAAGCGUGUAGAAGAUAUGACAUACCUGCUAAAAUCAUUGCUGGAAAUGCUAACGAUGAACAAAUACUCAUAGCAGCUCGUGUAUGCAUGGACAACAAACAGGAUUUAUUGCAAAAAGUUUUAAAUGAUUUGUAUCAUGUAUUCAGAUAUGAAAGUUGCGAACGUAUGGAUCAGGCGCUUUAUAUCGUUCUUGAAGCUAUGGAGAAACAUCUUAAUGAACGUCAUAUACAAAUAUCGGGAAGCGCAACAUUGUUUUAUAUCGUAAAAACAAAGGAAAAGAGUGUACUUGUCUCAAAAAUGAAGAGAAGAAUAAUAGGUGCGCUUCUUGCUGGUAUGAAUGCUCACAAAGAUGAAGAGACAAUGAUGCGCAACGGCUGUUUGGCCCUUUGCCAGUUUCGUAUACCACAAGAUGUUAUGUGGAAUUACGAAACGCUUGUUAAAGUUUUAUUACAUUCUACAAGACACGCGGAGUCUGAAGGUUUUGUACAACGAAUUGGAAUUUAUUUAUUAAACUCACUGGCAUGCCAGGUAGAAGGAAAGAAAAAACGUUUAUUAGGAAACUUAGGAUGCGUUGAGACAAUGCUUGAAUUGGUUCGGUACAGAGUUGAGUGUGAAUUACAUGAUGACGUUCUCGAGGUCGCUUGGUCUACUAUGUGGAAUAUGACUGACGAGACGCCGAUUAAUUGCCAGAGAUUUUUGGAUGAGCAGGGAAUGAGACUCUUUUUAAAAUGUGUUGAGAAGUAUCCAUCUAAAGAAGAAUUACUACGAAACAUGAUGGGUUUAUUAGGCAAUGUUGCUGAAGUUGAUUACCUUCGCCCCCAUUUAAUGCAACAGCAAUACGUAUCAGUCUUUUCUAAUUUAUUAGAGUACGAUCGUGAUGGGAUCGAGGUUUCAUAUAAUGCAACCGGAAUCCUAGCUCACAUGGCGUCUGAUGGUGUAGAGGCAUGGACAAUAGAUCAACCCACAAGAAAUGAAGUUCUCGAACGUAUGGUCGAAGCUAUUGAACGUUGGAAUUUAUCGUCUCAGCGCAAUAUUAAUUAUAGAUCAUUUUUACCGUUGCUACGUUUAUUAGAUGUUUAUCACACACCACAGUGCCAACAUUGGGCAUAUUGUUCUUUGGUGGAAUCAGAAGGAGGAAUAGAUAAACUUAAAAAAUUAUUAGACGACGACAGACCUUACAAUCGUAUCAAGGAUCUUGCUUUGUCAGUAAUAAUCAAUUGCGGGCCCAAUAAAAUCCGUGGAGACCAACAAGAAACCCUUCAAUCAUCAUCCGAGUACAUAAUUCGUACACUUAAAUCAUCAACCAAGUCAAUACCUGUAUCACUGACUGUAACUAUGAGUCAUGCAUACAACAAAUACAGUAUGAGUUCCAGGGGAAGAGGAUUCAGUUCUCGAGGAGGAGGUGGAAGUAGUUCUUACCGAGGACGUGGUGGAAGUAAUUGGGAGACCAGCAGCAACGGUAGCAACAUGAGCCGAGGAGGCUAUGGUUCAUCACGUGGUGGCAGAUUUAAUAAAUACUCUUCCCAAAGUUAUGAUUCGCGCAAGUCAUAUUCAAAUCGGGAUGAUCACAGAUCAUCAAGUGAUCGUAAACGUGUGAGGAAUGAUUCUUAUCAGGGUGAAAGCAGCAGCUCGCAGAGGUACAACCCAUCUUACGGGAGUUCAUCAAGCUCAACGGCUUAUAACGAGAAUAAGAGAUCAUCAUCAUCAGCAGCUGCUUAUGAGGAUAAGAGGCAGAGUGAACGUGGAUCCUCUUAUCAUCGUUCAGACGAACGUCAUUCUUCGACAUCGAGAAAUUAUGCAGCACCACCGCCUCCACGUAUUAGCGACAUGGCACCACCAUCACAGCGUUACAACAGUUCUAAUCGUGGCGGUGGACGUUUGUCACGUCAAAGUAGUAACUACCGCGGACGUGGUAUCUCAACACGUUCAAGAGGCGGUACUUUUCGAGCUGGGAGCUCACGUUCAGAUUUAAUCUUGAGUCGUAAACGUGCUCUCACCUCAGCUCUUGAAUACCGUCGUAAGCUACUGAGUUCGCGCUCACGCGAGUACAUUCAACGGGUACGAUUGGCUUCAUCUAAAAUACGCAGGAGUGGUACUAGGAUAUCCGGAAGUAAAAAGGAGUCAGGAACCGGGUCCAGUUUAAAGGAUAAGGAUAGAGUCGACAAGGCUCUUAAUGACGCUUAUUCCGAUGAGGACGAUGAUGAUGAAGACAAAGAUGCUGAAGAAAAUUGGGGUGCUGAUGAAAAGGAGCCUCAUUCAGACGAUGAACAAGACAAUAAUGAAGAAGAAAAUAAAUCAAAAGAUGAGAAACGUAAGAAAGAUAAAUCUGAACGUAAAAAUGAUGAACAUGAAGAAUUAAAAGAUGGUGAAAUUAAAAGAGAAGAGGAUCAUGAUAAACUUGAGAAUGAAGAAGAAACUGAAGGUGAUGAAGAAAAAGACGUAAAAGUUAAAGAAGAAAGUAGAGAACCUGACGACACACCAAACAGUAGACGUGAAGGUGGUAGAAGAUUUAUCAAACUUAAUUGUCCACACUGUUCUCAUCGCAGUGUUACAUUCAAAGACUACUCACUGCAUUUGUAUUCCGGAAGACACAAUACAGCUAUGAGACGAAUUGCAGCUCGUCAUAAGGCCAGCUUAGCUCGCAUGCGAGUAUUACAACGUCAGGAACAGCGCCGACAUGAAGCUCGAGAAGCGGCACGCGGAACUCUUCCGUCGCGGACGAUGUUUUGUCAAAUUUGCAAGCUUAAUUACCGGUCACUGAAGGCCGUACAUCACGCGUCUGAGUCACAUCGUCAGAUUAAGAGGUUCCUUACACCCUUCUGUAGAGUUUGUAGAAUGCAAUUCCGGUCGCCAAUGCUCUUUGAAACUCAUACUUGUUCACUGGACCACAUCAAGCGCAAGAGUGUUAUCGAUGAGAAAAAAACCGCAGGCAAUGCGGAGGCCGAUGGAGACUCAAGCGCGAUGGAAGACGAUGACAAAGAUCAUAAUCUUGAUAAUUUUAUGACACUUGACUCUGUUGGAGAUGUUGAUGCUGAAGAAGAUGAAGAGUCAAUGGAAAAAAAGAAAAAAGAAAAAAUUGAAACCGAAAGUCCAGCGGAGCCUGAAAAAAAACCUAAGCAAAAACAAACUAUUAAAGUAGGAGUUGAAUAUAUUAAAACUAUUCAAGUUCAAUUUUGCGAUCUUUGUAAAGUAUAUCUUCCACGUAAUGAAAAUUCUGAAAGAGCCUUGGCUUUGCAUUGUUCAACUAGAAGCCAUCUUAAACGUUAUGUUCGUGACAACGACGACAAAUUAUUACGUCGUCAAGCAGAAAGAAUCCAUCUUCAGACCUCAACCACCACAACAAAUAAUGUGACAAAUUCAACGAACCCUUCGGAGAAUGCAAAAGCUUCGACAACUAAUGCACAGCCAUUAACUACCAGCAUUAGCAAUGUGUCUGGAAAUUCAGAAAUUUCCGUCGAAAGUAGUGUUGGUAGUGGCGGUAAUUGUCCAGAGAGCGAACCACAUCAAAACUCAUCAGAGGCUGAUCCUCCCAUGAGCCCGUCAAAACAGGACAAACCUCAAGAAGACGACGAUGAUUAUCAAAAUGAUGGUGAUAAACUCUGGGAUGAUGUUGACAAAGAUUUAGGAGAUAUUUUACGGGAAGUCGAACCCGGUAAAUCGAGUGACGAUGAGGACACUCGUUAUGACAGGUUCAAAAAUACUGACAAAAAAGCUCAACAUAACAAAGAUAAAAAUUCAGAAGAAGCUGAAGAUAAUAAUAAAAAAAAUGAAAUUAAAGUUAAGGUCGAAAUUGCUGAGGAUUAA
Messenger RNA from Cotesia congregata, 4815 nucleotides. The record is from the annotation of a GenBank genome assembly. NCBI's taxonomy places the organism in Eukaryota, Metazoa, Arthropoda, Insecta, Hymenoptera, Braconidae.